UGUUGAUAUCAACAUGGCGCUUGUCAGGCAGACAAAGACAGUCAGUCUGGUGUGAUUGAGCCAAGGGAGGGAAAAAAACCCACCCAGAGCGAGUAGGAGGAGGGAGCGGCAGGAGCAGAGCGGGGCUGGGGGGCUCGGCGCAUCUCGUGUCUUCCCCCUUCCCCCCCCUUAUUGUUCUCGUCCCGCUGCGCCCGCGUUCGGCUCCCCCCGCGCUGGGGCGGCGGCGGGCGGGGGGACCCGGCGGCGCGAGGAGAGGCGGGGGCGCCGCCGGCACCCGGAGGACGGAUGUGUUCAUUUAUAUAUUCUCCAGUCCUGUGGUGGGCAUCCAGUUCCCAAGCUUGGAUAAUUUUGCUGAGUAACUUGCAUCACAAUUUUCAGUUCUCAGAUGGGAAGAGAAAAUUUCCAAGAUAAUAUAUGACCAACUCAAAGGAAAAUGAAUGGUGAAUAACACUGAAGACCCCCAAGAGGCUUUAUAACGUCCCAUCUCCAUGUAAAGUAUGCUCAGAACUUUUCCAGUAGUUCUGCUGGAAACCAUGUCUCACUACACAGACGAACCAAGAUUUACCAUAGAGCAGAUAGACCUGCUUCAGCGCCUGAGACGUACAGGAAUGACCAGACAUGAAAUCCUCCAUGCACUGGAAACCUUGGAUCGCCUUGAUCAAGAGCAUAGUGAUAAAUUUGGAAGAAGGUCUAGCUACGGAGGUGGUUCCUAUAGCAACAGUACCAACAACGUCCCAGCAUCUUCCUCUACAGCAACAGCUUCAACACAGACCCAGCAUUCUGGGAUGUCCCCAUCACCAAGCAACAGUUACGACACCUCCCCACAGCCUUGCACUACUAAUCAGAACGGGAGGGAGAGUAACGAGAGGUUGUCUGCAUUCAACGGGAAGAUGUCACCUACCCGCUACCCACUUGCAAACAGCUUGGCUCAAAGGUCAUACAGUUUUGAAGCUUCUGAAGAGGAUUUGGACAUUGAUGACAAAGUGGAGGAACUGAUGAGGAGGGACAGCAGUGUGAUAAAGGAGGAAAUCAAAGCCUUCCUAGCCAAUCGGAGAAUUUCCCAAGCAGUUGUUGCACAGGUAACAGGUAUCAGUCAGAGCCGGAUCUCCCAUUGGCUGUUGCAGCAGGGGUCGGACCUAAGCGAACAAAAGAAAAGGGCAUUUUACAGAUGGUACCAGCUUGAGAAGACAAAUCCUGGGGCUACAUUAAGUAUGAGACCCGCUCCUAUCCCAGUAGAAGAGCCAGAAUGGAGACAGACGCCUCCCCCAGUCACAGCUACCUCGGGGACCUUCAGACUACGGCGAGGCAGUCGGUUCACGUGGAGAAAGGAAUGCCUGGCUGUUAUGGAAAGUUACUUCAAUGAGAAUCAAUAUCCAGACGAGGCAAAGAGAGAAGAGAUUGCAAACGCCUGUAAUGCAGUUAUACAAAAGCCAGGAAAAAAGUUAUCGGAUUUGGAGCGAGUUACAUCCCUUAAAGUGUACAACUGGUUUGCCAACAGAAGGAAGGAAAUCAAGAGAAGAGCCAAUAUCGAAGCAGCAAUCCUGGAGAGCCAUGGAAUAGACGUACAGAGUCCGGGAGGUCAUUCCAAUAGUGACGACGUCGAUGGCAAUGACUACUCAGAGCAGGACACUUGGCAAGUACGCAAUGGGGAGGAGGAGGGAAGAUGUUCAGAGGGAGGCAGAGAAGCAGAGAAGGUAGAAGAAGACAGGAGGAUCUGCUCCAAACAAGCAAGUUACACCAUUCACGCCACACGCAAUGAUGACAGCACUAGCCAUAGUGACCAUCAAGACCCCAUUUCAUUAGCUGUGGAAAUGGCAGCGGUAAACCACACCAUCUUGGCAUUGGCCCGGCAAGGAGCCAACGAGAUCAAGACAGAGGCUCUAGACGACGACUGAUACAAAGAAAGGGGAGGGUCAAAGCAAGAAGUAACUUAGUUUUAGACGUAGCACCUUAGCAGACUUUCCUCGGUCCUUAAUAUGUGUUCUUACAGUAUAACUUUGCAGUUUCUUGUACGUCAGUUAGCUGUUAAGGUCUUGUUCUGUGAAGAUGGCAUGGUGCCCUCAGCCUUUGCAUAUACUCUCUCAGUAUUAAUUCCCAAUAAAUAAUCGAUCAACCAACCAACCUCCCUCUCCCAGCCCCAGUGGCUAAAAAAAUCUUGCUGCUCUGUCUUAGCAUUCGAAGUGCUUCCAGGUAUUUUAGACAGCCCUCAAUUACAAGUCUUAGGCUACACUUAAAAUCUUGGAUACCCUUAGAGAGCCUGUUUAAAACAAAAUAGUCUGUAAGCUUUUCCUUCUCUGAGACUGAAAGGAUGCAAGCUGAGGUAGUGGCACAGGGUCGAUGGAUACCAGAUCGAGAGUAUCUACAGAGAGUAAAAAGAACACUAGAAACCCCACUUCAGCAUGGGAAUAAAUGAUUUCCAGCUGCAAUAAGCUGUGCCUCACUGGUCAUACAGUGACUUGAUAUACUUUUGAGUGCUGUGCUGAGAAUGUCCAUUGGAAACACAUUCACAUAUUUCAGUUGGUGUUCACAUAUUCAACACAGACAUCCUCUGCUCUCACAAGCUGCAUGGCUUAGUGGAUAAGUUCUGCCUUCUGCCUCUGGGACCAUGAUUGAAACCCAGCCUGGGAUCAUAUGAAAAAUUAGCUGAAUGUCUAACGGACAACAGUCCACUUCUCAAAACCACUAUUCUGAUUUGGCAUGGCUAGCAGUGCCUGCUCAGAAGAGGUCUAGACUCUGUUGAUUGGUCAUUAACAAUUCCACCUUUUAUUCUUCCUCUCGCCUUUUCUGUCCCUACCCUACUCCUUUCUCCACUUUGCCACUUUCAAAAGCAACGUUUUGCAGGAAGGCAUUAAGGUCAUAAAAUGGGUGAGUGGAUUCUUACGCAUCUGUGUAACUAAUGCCUACAUCCUGACUAGUGUGAAAGGUUAUUGGAGAACAUUUGCAUCUGACCUUUGCUAGGUAAACAUCAUAGCAUAAAUAUUCUCCUAAAUAGGAACUAUUUUUGUUUGUUUAAAGGCAGGAGGAUCUCUUACCUGAGAAAUGGGGUGUGAAUGUUUUGUGUUCUCUUUACUCUGUCCUUGUUAAGAUGUGAGAAAGCUAUACUGCUACGAGCAAUUUAAUUAAUAAUUGGAAGCCAUACUGAUAAUGGAUGUGGUAAUAUUUGUAAAGCAAACCUACUUUAAGUAGCAGAAACUAAUGGAAUUGUUUUCCUUGAUCAUAUGUAGCACUUUUAUUACUUUUUUCUUAAAGAUAUUUAUAUUUGAUAAGUCUUUUUUUUAAUCAUUUGAGAAUUCAAAAUACCAAACAGCAAACUUGCAUUACAGAGUCACCCUGCGAUCACCUUGUCAUCUAGUAUCUAAAUGAUGAACUGUGUGUGCAUCUAAGAAAAUUACAUCUGCUGGCAUUGUGUGGAAAUGAUCUCCUGGCAUCCUGAUAAAAUGAUAUGUUGCUGCCGGUAAGAGGAAACAUUUCGAUGGAAACAGCACGGGAAGUGUUAGAGACGGGCAGGGCUGUGUUACAUUAAAAAUAAGAAUUAAAAACCUAUGUAAACUUUUUUUAUAUAGAUAUAUAAAAAUUUGCAUUGUGUUUCCAUGACAUUCCAUUUUUAUCUUUCCAGUUUAUGUGGGAAUAACUUAAAAAGUGGAAAACAGCUUAAGCUGAAGGGUGGAUUUCCCUUUUCUCCCCUCCACUUCUAAAGGUGGAGGGAACAAAGGGAAGUUGCUGUUACUUGGCUUGUUCUCAUCCCUUCCUCAUGCUUAACUAUCAGAUAGGAUUGUGAACUUCUAAACUGUGGCUCCUCAGCAGGAUUUUAGCCAGCCUAAACCCCUGCAAGGCUUGGGCUAACGAGAUCAUCUUUACGUCUGUUAAUCUUGUGAAAAUUGCUUAGGUAAGUGUGGAGGAGAUUUUGUGCUUUCAGAGGGCACAGAGCUGGCACCUCUUUGUCUCUGUAACGCUGAAGAUAUAUAGGUAGGGCUUGGCCUCGUCUUUCAUUUAUGGAUUUCAUUGGAAAAUUUAUGUGCUUUCCUUAGAUAUAGAUCACUGAAGCAGAAUGAAGCCGUCUUUUUUUUCUGUUUUAUUGCAUUUCUUGUGUAGGCAAAUUCAUAAGUAGCAUCAGGGCAGACUCAGGAAAGAAAGGAAUUGGAUCAGCAACCAUUGCACCACUGCAGUUUCUUUCUUUAUGUCUGUGUGAAUGUUUUGGUACUAAGGAGUGAAAGGACGGGUAGAGCUUUUAUUUCUAUUUUUGCACAGCAGAAUGAUCGAGCAAACUAUAGCCUUAGUGGAAUUUUACCUACUUAUUCAUACUACAGUCACACACCAAGCUGACAAGCAACAUCCACGAUUUAUAGUAAGGAGAUUUUAAUAAUCGAUGGCCUCUUACGUUGGGAUUGCCACCACCAUUUGUUCUGGCUGUUUCAUUUAAAAAAGAACAGACUCAAACUGUUGGACAGCUGCAAUUUUAAAAGAAAUAUUCCUUUCUAUGCCAUCUUAAAAAAAAGUCAUUGUUUCAAGCAUCGCCUUUUUAAAGCAUUAGGGAAGAAUUAAAAAAGAACUAGAACUUCUCUAUCCUGCUUACAGGUUCGUGUGGUGCAGGAUCAAGGUAACACCACUAAAACUGCAUCUCUGUACCAUCUGGCAUAGGGUAGUCUGGUCUUACUCCUGUUUGUCACAAUCAGGUAGCUGCCUCAAUAUCCAGUCUGAAGGUUAAAUAGUCAAACCCCUUGUGAACAGCUGGAGAUUGGCAGAUGCUUCUUGUCUGUAGCUUCCUGGUAAAAAUAUCUUCUCACCAGCGAAAAUAACAAAUGACUUAACUGGGGAACCAGACGCUUACUUCCAUGUUGUUAGUCUUUGGGUUGCCCCUGCCUAUUUGGGCUUUUCUUUGACUAUCAAGAGGUAUGAGGAAAGAGUAAGACUUCAGCUGUUACCAGGAUGCUCAUAGCACUCCAUUCCCUUUAUUCUGAAAGUUCAUAAUGAACAAUUUGCAGAUGGCUAAUAACAUUUUGGUUUGACAUGAAUGAGCUAAAAUGGAAUAGAUGCUGGUGUGAUGUGGUGUCAGGAGAAGCAUAAGUGAAAGUAUUGGUGGUGUGUCGUGGAAUUUAGCCUUUGUUCUGGCAGGAUUUUUCAAUAUGGGAGUCAUCUUUGCCUUUCUGUUUCUGGAUUUUCUUGUAAACUAAGCCUCGUUUUUGUAGCAUCGCAAUUUGGUUGCAAUUUGUUGUAGCCAAUCUGGAAUUACUGCAAUUUGUUCUUGUGUGGGUUCCCUUGAAGUAGAUCUGGUGGCACACUGGAUCUACCUUUUUGUUCUGUGAAUAGAGAAGAAAUUAUUUGGGAUGCUUCUCUUCUGUGAUGGGCACAGGUGGCUUUUAACUUUGUAGACUAAGUUCUGGCUGUUAUUUUGUUGCUCAUGGAGUCCUUAUACUUGAGUCAUCUCUUACCGUCUUCUUAAAACAACAAUUUCUACCUCCACUUCAGUUUUGGGUUGUUUUGGGGUUUAUUGUUUUGGUUUUAUUUUUUAAUUGCCCCACCUUUUUCCUGAAGGACAAGAUCCCAGGUGUUUUUAAAAGCAUUGUGAGUCAAUAAAACUAAGCAAUGACCAGAUUUAUCUGUUGAUUCCCUGACAUUAUAGAGACAACUUCUAAAUUCUCUAUAGACAUACUUAGUUUAAGCUCCUUGCUCAUAUGUUGGAUGGAAACAAGUUGAUUGUGAGUCAGCAGUGCACCCUUACCUCAAUUAAGGAAUCUCAUUAGGAUGAACCUUCAGAAGGUCAGGGAAAGCAAUUAGUCCCCUCUGUUCAUCAUCUGUGGGACCACGUCUGGAGCACUGUGUGCAGUGCUGGGUGGGAAUGAGGCCAUCGUAGGGCUGCUGAGAUGAGAGGAUUGGAGCACACGUCAUGUAGUGAGAGUGUGUGAGAGCUGGGUUUGUCCAGGCUGGCUCUGGGAGCAUCUUCUGUUUCAUUCUUCAUCUCUCUUAACAGGUGGGUUUACAGAAGAGAGAGACAGGCUCUUCUCAGAGCUGCCUAGCAAAAAAGGUGAAGGGCAGUGGGCUGAAAUUGCAUUAAAGAAAUUCCCAGAUGAACAUAAAGAGAAAUGUUUUCAUACUCCAGGUGGUAGAACAGUGGCCCAGGAAGGCAGUGGAAACCCUAUCCUGGGGGAUAUUCGAAACUCAACUCAAAAUGGUUGGAUCAGAGGCCUCCAGAGGUCUCUUCUGACCUAAAUUACUCUGUGAAUCUGUAUGAGCCUGCUUAGGUUUCCUAGUGGUGUUUGCUAGUUCUGAUCUAUACGUGUUGACUUCUAUAAAGAAAUGUUCAUAAUUUGUUGUUGGCUUUUUUUUUUUCCUGUUUUGCUAUUCAUAAGAAUUUAUCUUUCUGUUCUCCUAGUAGAGGGGAGCUUUAUUUGCAGGGUCUGUCUCCACGUUUCUAUCAAGCCAUAAGUAAUAAAUGUCAUUAAUUAUUUGCUCUGUUUACAUAGUUCUUCAGGGAUAUUUGAAUUAUUCUGUUUGUUUCAUUAGCUAACAUCAAACUGGUAAGUUCUCCAUGUUUUCAUAACAUUUGUGCUGCAGAUCAGUUUUUGCCUUCGUUUGUGAGGGUUUAUCUUUGUCUUGCUGCUGUGAGUGCAGACUUGAAAAAUUUCACAUAUUACAUGAAAAAUUGUGGCUAACUUAAGCCCACUGUUGACUGCUAUGCUAAGCUAGAAAUUUUUGGUUCAGUAAAUCCUUAACUGGUGAUUAUCAGAAGCUGAAAGGGUAUUGACUGGGAGAGAGUCACAUCAUACUCACUUGGAUCCUCCUUUUCUUUCCUUAAGUGUUCACUGUUGGCCACUGCUGGGAAAAAUACCUCGGCUUCACUAGGCAGACUUUGGGACUGAUUUGGAUGUUGUUUUGAAGAGAAAUAGCAAUGAUGUUUGCCAAUAAAGACUGGCAUGGGGUCAACUAGAAUCCCAAGUGUUAAUUUCUGCCUUCAGACUGUGUAAGAACAUGGAGAUGAGCUCACCAAUGUACUGAGUUCCCCUCUGUGCUGCAGAAUUUUUCUUUCACAAGGAGGUGCUGCUUGCAAAGAGAUGAAAGCAUCCUGCUGGCCUUCCCCAGAGUUGUGUCACUGGGAAAUGUGGUGGUUGUAACAGGGUGUCAUAAGGAAACAGUUGUUUAUUUUUUCAUAUAGAUAAACCCAGUAAAAUUAGUAUAACAGCCUUCAAAACUCAGAAUCGUUGUUCUUAAAGGACUUAACACAGGAUGUUGUUUCACUAUGCGUAAUCCUAACUCGGAUGCAAAGCUGGAUUCACACCUUUCUCUGCAAAUUGCUAAGAUUCAGGGUGAGAUCCUGCUCAUAGUACUGAGAUCUGUGGCUCUCCAAGAUCUUUUCUCCCAUUUAUCCGUGGAAUUCUGCUUAUUUUAGAUAAUAAUUUUCAAUCCAGAAGGUUUAUGUUUCUCCUCCCAGCCCAGCCACGUCACUGUGCAGACCUUAUUCCCCAGCAUCCUCAGCUUCUUCCAAGUUCAUUGGAUAAUUACCAGCAAAUUCUGGGGGUUUUGUCAAAAUGAACUAUACUUUUACUCUAGACAAGCCUUCCCACCCAAGUAGCUCUUGCACUUUUUGAAGUUAUUAAACUUGAUAAUAUUAUUUUCAUCAAAGUCUUCAGCUUGUAGGCAAUAAUCUUGAAUUUGGUGUAGCUUUUAUCGUCUGGCAGGAACCUUUGUUGGCAGGAUUGGUCUUGAAAACUGUGUUAUAUGUCAGUGACCUAAUGUGUUCAUUCUUAUUAGGCAGCUGAACAUCUUCUGUGCGUUUGUUAGUAGCAAUAGUCAGGGUUGUAUCAUGAUCCCAGCUAAUUUAUUGGAGUUUCAUGGAGUCAGGCAUUUUCACUGUGAUUUCUUGGAAGGGAAGGUUGGUGGCUUGACCAAAAAUGUACUUUGCAGUUCACAAGAAGAGUUGUAGAGACAUUUCAAAAUAAAACAUUCCCCCUUGGGUUUUUUUGUAGUUGGGAUGUUUACUCAGGAUAUUGAAUCAAUUAUUGGCCAACAGGCAAGCUGAGAAGCAUAGCCCUAAAACCUUCAUUUUAGCAUCUAUUACUGUUUUCUUAUCUAUGUUGUCUAUAUUGCACAUUAAUGAAAAAAAGAGGCGUUCUAGAGGUGGCAGCUAUACAUUUGAAUCUAAAAUACCCCCAAAAUUAUUUUUCUCCUGUGUGAGAACGGUGUGAGAACUAGAGAAGUGAACUCAGUCAUUUCGAGGACUGUCAAGAAGACAGCAUUUUGAUGUUGGGUUUUGUCCAACAAAUAUAAAUAAAACCCAAUCAAUGAAAGUAAACUCUGUGGCACCAGUGGAAGAGAGAUGUGGGGAAUAAAAUUUGAAGAGUUGUUCAUCACUAGCCUUGGCCUUAGUUUUUAUCCCUUAAAAGUAGCUUAGAAUUGUUUACUUGUGCCCAUUUUCACGUUGGUGUCCUUUGAACACAGGCAGUGCUGGAGCUAAGAUGGUAUCAACACAAUUCCAAUGAUCAGUACCAACUACUCUCUUUUUGUGUUAAGGUUCUUCUAUCACACUCCCUUUAUCAAAAUCCAUAUCGUAGUUUAGCUUGAGCUUGCUGAAAGAAGUAAACAAAUAUGUUUUGCUCUUUGAAGAUGUGUUCUGUGACGCCUGCAACGUGCUUAUCGGUGUAGUAUCCAGGCGCUUAUAUUGACAGCUUAUGUCGUGGAGAUAGAAAAGGAUUUGUUCUUGUGGAUGCAGGGGAAAAAUUCACAAAACAUGUUUCAAAUGCGCCUUUUAAUGGGGCUGAUGAAGAAAACUAACUAAUCGGUUUGAAUCCUGUGAUGUUGUGCUCUUUCCCAUUCUUUCCAGUAAGCUUUGGAGUGCUCUGGCCAACAGCUCAAGCACGAGUGAGCUAAACCCAUUGAACUGGAGUGAACUGCAUAAUGGGCCUUUGAUGUUUCUGUAUGUACAGUGCAUCUCUCACUCAGAUGGCUUGGCAGAAGCCUCGCUCUGCCAUUUAUUCUCUCUCUUCUCUCCACUGUUAAAUGGAAGCGGGUGUAUGCUGCUGAUCAAAACAUGCAGCACACUUCUGCUAAAUCCUUUCAGACUGCAGCCAGGGUAAUUGGGAUGGGUAGGAUAAAUGCAUAAGAGUGUGGCAGUAAAAGUGAUGGCAGUUCUUCUGAAUGACUGGGUGUCCUCCUGACAUGUAAUUAGCUGCUUUAGAAAGAUGCGGAUUGGCAUGGUCAUAAUUAAAAGGAUUUCUGUCUUUUCUGUGAUUGAAAACAGAAGAUCUUCCGCCCCCUAAUUCUCUUUAAUACCAGUGUUAUUCAUGACACUUGGAAAACAGCUACUUUGUAAACUUAAACGAUGACCUGUUCCUAAUGGUAACUUAGAAUGGCAGAGACUGAAACCCCAUUUAGUUUUCUAUGCAAAGCUGCUUCUCUUCCUUUUAUGUCCCCAACUCCGCCCCCAGUACAUAUUGCUUCUCCGUGAGGUUUAAGGCAAAGAGACAUUUAUUUAUGUGUGACAGCGUGAUUGCAGAUUACCCAGGGCUCUAGUUUCACUCUUCUUGGUUUGUUUUAGAAUUGCAGUCUUGAGGAAGAUCAGCCAUGAUCCAGGGCUCCUCUGAGUUACCCAUCCUGCGUUCUCACCUUGCCCACAGGAAGAGAUGGCACUGUUGUCCUCCCAUUUCUGAGGCAGGGCCACUCCAAGCUGUCCUUUGUAGUGUCUCAGUUUGGAAGCCUUAUCGUCAAUUGUUGCUGAAUAACUGUGGUGUUAGGAGCUAAGUCACCUUUUUCUUAAGAAAUUUCAAAGUAACCUGCAACUGGAUUGGUGGCUGGACAGUUUGCUUGCCAUUCACGAAAGGAGAGGAUGUAUGGUGUUUAGCUAAUAUAACAUCACAGUCUUUUCUCUGAUACAUUGCUAGAUUCUCAAAAAUGAUCUGUCAUAGUGUGUUAUGUGCCUUUUUAUUCUGUGGGUUUGUGAGAAAUGUUCUCUGUUUACCAGUCUUGUGCACUGCAGUGCCUGUUGUCCGUUGUUGCCCUUAAGCCUCUUGACUAUAGUUUUUCUCAGUGCUGUUCUCUUGCUUUAGUUACUUAUCGGAUGAGCUUCUGAAGCUUUUUGGUAUGCAUAGAGGUGUACAGAGACUUAGUCAAAUUUAAAAGUUAGCAGGUUCCUAACUCCAACAGAUCUGCAGAAGAAAUUAGGAAUUUCCUUAGGCUCUUCUAUCCUGCAGUUACUUUUCAGCUUCUUUAUGCUGAAACACUUGUGUAAAUCCCAUCCAACGUCACUGUGGUUCAGAACAGACCUGUGGGGCAUAGGUGCUUCAGUUCUUCCAGCACGGUCACCACUGGUGGUGCUACACUCACAGUAGCAAUGGUAGCAACUUCUUUUCUAGGACAUAUAUUUUUAGAUGUUAACUUGCUGCUGUCACUGGCCUCCAUGCAGCUUUCUAUCCUCCUAUUCCCACCCCUUCUCCUUAACUAAUUAAAGUCUUCCAUGUAAUGGCAAGAAGGCAUAUGUAGCUUAAAUAACCCACCUCUGUAAUUAAGAGGUUGACUUUAGCCUUCUGAGAUGUAUUUUGCAUAAUUUGAGAUUUAAAAAUACAUUUUACUUCCAAAGUUUAUCUGUCAAAUCACUCAAGGAGGGCAGAGAGAUAACAAAAGUAAAUUAUUAAUUGGUAUUUCUCGCCCAAUAUAUUCCAUUAUGAAUGUUAAGUAUAUAUUCCAUUCCCGAAAACACAUUUGAGUUUGGAUAUAUCUUUUUUUGAAAAGUCUGCCUGCUGAUAAAAUUGGUGCUAUCUCUCUUUGACAGGACUGUAGUGACAGUACUGAAAAUACCCGUCAGGAGCUAACCAGAGCCAGGAACUCAGAAUAUCAACUCACUGACCAGUUUUUCUAUCCCAGGGUGCAAACCAUUUCAGUUACGCACUAUGGCAAGUAGACAGAUCUUUCCAAGACCAAAGUGACAUAGACUCUCCCUUGCCACGUGCAAGCCGUUCUUCUGUUCAGAAGGUUUGUUGUAAUUUUGGAGUGGAAAGUAGCAGCAGGAACACCUCACUCAUCUGCGUGUUGGAUGGAGUGAUCCAAGUGUGGGUGGAGCUGCGCUGGUUUCAAAAUGGUAAAGAAGAAACUCAACAUCUUGCUGGUGUGUGUACUUACACAAAUGUACUUGCACAAACUGUGUAACUGCUACUUGAGGAGUGUAAAUAUCUUGGAUGCUUUAUUGAGGAGGUAGUUGAAGCAGUUUAUUAAAUGCUCUGAGAUCUCCAACAUGUUUCUUUGUGUCAGCAUGUCUUCAUGGCAUGCCAUAUAGCGUCAUAAAGUUCAUUUAGGAGUUGUUGCUGAAAUUUGAGAUGUGCUUUUGUUGGGUUUGCUGCAGAGGUAGUUGCCUGUGGGUUCAACUAAGCGUUUACGUUGGGCAGUAGCAGUUUAAUUCUGCAGCUCUUCCUGUCUUUAGAGCUCUUAAUUCACAGUCCUCUUUCUCCAGGUGCAUGGAGAACAUUAAUGCUAUUGAGAUAAGGGAAUAGAUUCUGUCAUUUGCAGAGCUUGUCAGACAUGAGAAGCUGCCCCUAGAUUUCAACAAUGCUUAUUAAUGCUGGGAUUUGUAGCUGAGCAAGAACGAAACAGUCCUGAAGUUGCACUGCCACUAAUUCAGCUCAAUGGAGUAGCCUUGAAAAUUAGGCAUUUGGUUAGGAGUAGAGAGUCAGUGAAGCAUCCCUAGACAUUAAGAAGGUAUUUGUACCUGUGUUGAGAAAAAAAAUAUAUUAUUCCAUUUAUGUUUAUAAAUCCAUUGGAUACGAAUGGUAAAAUUUGUAAAGAAUUAUAUGGAAAAGGCAGACACUUUCACUUAGGGGAUUUGGGGUUGUUUUUUUGCAAUUGGAAGGGCAGGAUGGUUCAUUCAUCCAGUUGGAUGAGAAAGAUGAUGGAAUAGGGAGCUUGCAUUACAAAUUGAGAGACCAUCUAAUAUUCACAGUCUUGUAGAGGAUAGACUGGUCCCUUCUGGCCUUAAUUGUAAAACUAUGAUUCCAAAGAGGUAGGUUUGUCUUUUACUCUUGCCGUUAUAACCUGUUCAUAGUAUUUAAUGAUUUAUAGAGAUUUGAGUGGUAGAGAGGUUCUCUGCAGUGAAAACUUCUUUAAAAAGUAGAACUUUCCAUUAGAGAACAUAUUGUGCCUUAUGUCUCCACACCACGUGAAGUUCCAGUUAUGUAUGAUAAGUGUCUUUUUACACUUUGUACUUCUGCCAUAACAGGAAUCGAACAAAUGCAGUUGUGAUUACAGGUGGUUUCCGUAUGCCGCAGUAUUGCUUCGAUUUGCUCCAGUAUCUCAGUGAUUCCCUCUCUCUGCUGACACAGCGACACAUACUCCCGUACUAGUCACUGCUGAGCAGCUGCAGUAACUCUGGACCACCAUUAUUUUGUUCAACUCUUAUUUUCACUUCUUAUUCUAGAAUAAACAGAAAUGCCCUAACCAAAAGCCCAGGUCAGCCUGACUUUCUAAUCGUGAUUUCUUUGUUGCUGUUCAUGACAUUAGACAUUCGGGUGCGUGAAUUCUGGUUGUUAAGGGUACCGUGCGAUGAUUUUUGCCAUCGCCCAAGAACUUUCAACAUGAAAAUCAUUCAACAUGGUUAAAAAUUGAUGUCAUGACCACUUCCUCUUGCUGCAGUGUGUCUAGUGACUCUUUCAAAUGCUUUCAUCAGUUGCCAGAGUGCUUCAAAAAAUAUCACAGGCAGCAGAAGUCCUCUUAACUGAUGCGUCCUCAUAUUUCCUAUACGAAGCCUGUUUCCUUGAAGAAAUUCUGGAUGAGUGUUCGAGCUAUACCUCCUCCAAGUGCUCUGAGCCAUUCACUUCCCUCUGAAGUUGAUUCUUAUUGGUACUGGAUUUGUCACACAUUACUCUCCCACACUUCAGUUCUUCCAAUAGAGGUAAUUGCUUUUAUCUUUUGUCUAAGCUCCUCCACACCUGGCAGUUGCAUGUUACCUGGUUUACUAGUGGUUUUCUCAUACUGAAGUGCUCUGACCUGAACCUUUUUUUCUUAUGAUCUCUAAAUAAGGAAUAUAUAUUGUUUCCAUCCUAAUUAAAUCGAUCCAAUGUAAUGCUGACACUUAGAUUUGCUUCAGUCUUAUGAAAUCUUCCAAGCUUUCUGCUACCCAAAAGACCUCAUUUUUUUUUCCAGCACAGUUUGUUAGCAGCCCUCCUUUCUUCCCUCAUUUUGAUGCUUAGAGUAGAAAAUCAGGGAAAUAAUAUCUUUAAGUAUAAUCUUUUUUUUAUUACUACUCAGACCAUCUUUUUUUUUACUGGCAGCCUGGUACUGGGCUAUGCCCUUCUUCAGACACUCAAAAUUACUUACAAUGAAGGUAUAUCUUGAUGCAACAGUGCUUCUCAGCAGACUAUCGUGAGGUUUCUUGCACACAGCUACAGUGCUCAGGUCAGUUCUUUGUGCUCUUGCUGCCUCUCCUACUCCUGUUAGUUCUCACUUUUUGGUCUCCAUGCCCUUUCUCCCUUUCACAGCGUACGGUGACUUAUGCCAUUUUCAUUUUGUUCCUCCCUGCUUUCUUUUGUUUCUCCUGCUUCUCUUUUCCUGUACGGGCACCUUGAACCAGCGUAUUUAUGGUUAGAUGUCUUUUAAUUCCUUUAAUACGACUUUAGUCCAAGUCAAGAAGGGUCAGCUUUCCUUUUCCCUCUUAGAUGAUGCUGUAUCAAUUGCUUACUUGAAGUGCAAAUACAUAUUGUCCACAGUGUAGCAUAAAUAUGAAAGAUUUUGCUCUUCUGACUAUUUAAAAAAAAAGAGCUCAUAAAUUCAGUCAAUUUACUGCAGGUUCUUCACUUGCAACCUCCAGUGUGAAGUAAGGCAGUUCAAGGUGUUGGACCAUGGUUAACAGAACGGGACAAGGUAGUAGCAUUGUUUUCUUUCAUUUUACUUUGUCUUGCUUGCAUUUAGAGUUGGAAGCUGCCUUAGCUGGUGCCAUUGUUCUUCCUGGUUAAGGUCCCAUUGCUUGCUUUUUUAAUGCGAGGCUUUGGGACAGGAUAUGUGGAUAUGGCUUUACCGAAGGAGGCUGCCUACCAGUUCCCCUUCUCAUGUCCUUCACCCAGGGUUUGGGAUCAAUUUUUGCAGCCAGAAUUGCUUCAUAUCAUUAAGUUGUUUUAGAUUUGAAGGUGAUUGGAAAAACUUGACAUUAAUUUUUCGUAUGAAAAAUCAUAAUGAAAGCAGAGUUUGGAUUCUGAGCUUCCCAUCUUUCAGUAUCAUUCACUGAAUUCUCUCUUUUUCUUUGACUUCUGCGUAAAUUUAGAUGUCAUCUUGUGCUGAACUGAAGCUUGUGACUUGUUCCUAGUCUCUCUGGGGGUCAGAGCCCUGUUUGUUCUUUCGAGGGGGAGAGGUUUCCCAUUACAUCACUCAUUGCAAGACAAACUGAAAAGCAAAAACCUUUCUUGCCUUGCUUUUGGCUCUAGCCAUGCUGUUAAUGACAUCUUUCUGAAUCUCGUCAACAGCUGACCCUCCUUAGUUUGCUGCCAGAGUUGUUCUUGAGGGUUACGGGCAGCGCAUUGCUCAGCAGCGCAACCACUGGGCGCGCUGCUGCUGGCCUGAACUGGGAGAGUGCUGCAUCUCUUUGGAAGUCAGAUCCAAUAUGAUAAAGUGAUACCAUCGUGCUACAGAAAUACCGAAAGACAGGCCUUUACCUUAAAGAUAAUACAGGAGUAACAAAUCUAAACUCGAUUUAGUCCAAUAGCAGUUCUGUCAAAGGGUGACAAAUGAAAGUCAGUCAUGUCCAUAGGGAGCACUAUUUUCUUGACAGAUCGCCUUGGCUGUCUCCCUCUUGGUCUUUAUGAUCUUCCCAAGGCUGACAAAAGCCCAGGAAGUGUGAGAUAUGUGCAGUACUCUCUUAAUUUUAUUUUUUUCUUAGUGUCAAUUUCAAAAGUGCCUAAGUGAGUAACAGGACUCCAGAGUAAGCUGGAGGAAUAGGUUUAGACCUCAUUUCCCUCUUAAGAAAAGAGCCCUCCCUGCGAUCCCUCUGCAUGUGCUACUCCAGGUGAGCAGUGGGAGUCCGGAGCCCUGCAGAAUCUGACCUGAAAGGAAUCUCCUCUCCUUUGUCACGCCGCUCCCUCGGUUGUUAAUCUGCUUGUGGGGAUCUUAACAAAUCUCAUUUCUGAGCCAGACCUUAGCAAUCUCCAGUUCGGGGUGGCCGGUAAAGAAGGGGGAGCUUGAACAGAAUUUGGUAGGAAAUUGCCUCUUGGAUUGUGGAUCCAAAUAGCUUCGUGCAUUAAACAUGCACCUCUGGGUAACCAAACACCUGAGACUCUGGACAGAAAAAGGUAAUGGGCAUAUUUAAUCGCCCAUUUUUAAAUCACAGAGGCAGUUUUUUCCUAUAUUCUUUAUUAUUUCUAGGUUUAUAACAAUGAUACCUGCUAAACAUCUUGUCAGAGUCAUUGUGGCUAUCAGCAGGGGGCUUUAGUUUUGUAAACAUACAGGAGAAUUUUAUUCGAGUUAAAAAAUAAAGAGAUAUCAAUGCUAGUUUAAAAAAUUGCAUUAAUGGAGAACUUCUUCUGACCAUAGAGAAAGGAAAUCACAGAACACUACUAAGAUGUAUUAGUGCCACUUAAGGAUUCUGAAAAUGAAAGCAAUCCAUAUGUAGAUGUUUUAUUUUUCAUUAGUAACAAAAUGUUGUUUUCACUCUGACAACUUAAUAACAUAUGAGUUGGGAAAGCCUAGGAAAUUACUCUUGGCAAGAAAAGCUAUAAGGACAUCUCUUCUGCAGAGAACAGAAAAUUAGCUUGUAGGAUGUUGAUGGGUGUUGAUAUAAGCAAUGAUCAACCGGGAAUCCAUUGCUGGGGUAUUAAUGAAAACCACGUAUUCGUGGUACCUGUAACACACAUGGCCUCUUCAGUGUUGUACUCUCACCCUGCUCCAGAGAUGCCUUUUUUAACAGUGAUUAUUUUCUUUCUGAACUCAGUGAAUGUCGAUAACAGUGGUUGUAAUUGGAAAAAGAUUAAUGUAGUAGUGAGUAUUGCAAGCCUAGAAGCGAAGAGGCAGUGGAAUGGUAUCGGAGGCACACGAAAGAGGAGCAAAAAGCCCCACGCAAGGUGCCAGGGAGUCGUGUUUUUUGUUUCAGAUUUUUGUACGUCUUAAUGCUGUUCUGCUGUCACGUUGCCUCGGGGGUCAGGGGCUCAUAUCCCUGGUCAGGGCAGGGGAGCACGGCUGUAGCGGUAGCGUUGUGUGUGUUGGACGGCUGGCAGUCGCCUGCGGUGAUGUUUUGUCUCUACCAAACUCAUCAGUAGUACAAGAUGAGCCGUGUCCCAUCUCUGCUGGUCACCAUACCUCACCAGCAGGUUCUUGCGUGUCCGUAUGUCCCUCUGUCAGCAUCUUCCGCUCGCGUAUUCUUUUCUCCCGCCAUGUGCCCCAAUGAAAAUGGCACCUGUGUCUCAUCUGCUGUAGGUGUUCUGCCUACCUCAAGAGGUAAACAUGGUAUCCUAGGGUCGUGUGUUCACAGUCUGGUCUUUUUUACAUGAGCACUAGCGCGCGCACACACAUACACACUGGAAUGUAUAUUCUCCUCCCCCCGCCCUAAAUAACCUCUUGACCUGAUCCUUGCUGUAGCCACCACCAACUCCUCUUGCAAAUUGGAUGCUGCUUUAAAUGUGAAAACAAAUGUUCAAGAAGCUAUAAAACCUGAAUGAAAGCUAAAGCUGAAUUUAUAAAGCCUUGUUGCAUAUGAGCCAAAAGUGCAAAAAGCUCUAUAUAAUGAACUAACCUGCCACUCAUAUAAAUAUAAAUAUAUAUAAAUAUAUUAAAAUCAGACUGUUCUACAAAAUUGUGUAUUUGUAUUUUUGUGUACGUACAAUUUUCUGCUAAGCAGAAGGAGGAUGUAGUAUAGGAUGAUGUGAGAAGAGAUUUUGUUUAAUCAUAUUUCUUUGUUACUUAUUUUUGUUAACAUCCAGAUGCCUGUCUUUGUCUUAUGUGUAUGACACUGUUCGGAAGGUGCAGUAUCGCUCUCCCACCUGCGCAUUAAACCUCAUCCACCAUGAAAAGAGUUGGGCAGCGGCGCACAUUCAUCAUCAAACCCUGCAGACAUGCCUUGGUCUCAAUCCUAACAAGGGCUGCUUGUUCAGCUUAAAGACUUUUUAUUUCACACUGACAUUUAUUGAGUGCGUCCUAUCAUUGCUCCCAAUCCUAAUGUCAAGUAUUCGUGUGCUGGGUGAUUCCUUUCACACAGGCGUUCUCCACACACACACUGCCCACACCAACCACAGUCCAUAGUAUCCUUGCUGCUGGUCCUCAGCCUGAAAUUUUGGGGGAGCAGGAGUGAAGUAGUGUAAAUUGGGAGAGAGGAUGAGCAGAUCUUUGUGUUGAAGUCACUUAUGGAAGAAGACCAGCCCAAGAAGCAGUGCUGUGUGUCACAGGGGAGUGAAUCUCAGGUACCACCACCAUGGAGGAAGGUGCUGUGGAAAAUCCAUGUUCCCCACAGCUGUCUGAACACUGCCAAAGGUUAUUUUUUUCCUUUCAGGAAGGCGAGUUGGAAGGUGUCAUGGGUUGUAACUUUCCCUGUGCCGCUUCAGACACACCCUUCCAUCGCAGGAGUUGCACGCAAGCUGUGCACACCUCUGGUGGCUUCGUGACGGUUUGGCCUGUUGCUCUAAGAACACUUGUAGCCUUACAUGAUGAAGUCCAUCUUCUCAUGGCCUGGUGCCACGGUUCUUAAGAAAAGAUGCUGAUUUUUAAGAAGAAUAUUGUAAAAUUUUCUCCAAAUCACUGUGUUUGUCUGCAAGAUACCAGGUGGGUCAGCUCCACCAUUUGCUCCAAGAAGCAAAGUAAUGGAGUUUUUUUCCCUCCUUGGUGCACGCAGGAAUUGCUAGUUAUGUGUUAGUGGAGAAUAUCCAGGGAAAAGGGGCGUCAAUGUAGAACUGGGUUACACGGGAGGUAGUGGAAAAACUUAAUGCAAAACUUAGGGCACAAAGUGAUGUGUGUUCACCUUCCAGUUUUGCUGCAGACCCUUGAAUCAAAACAGUCCUUUCUGCAUUCCCCUCUCUGAAAUGCAGGCGAGAGUCCUUACCGUCCGUCACAGUUUCCUCGGAUGCAGGUAACUGCAGGAGCAUGAAAUAUGGACACCUUCCCUUGGGUCCUUUGAGCUCUUUCUUUUCAAUUUGAUUUCUAACAUUGUUUGGAUGGAAUUUUGUCCCAGGGAGAGCGAUCCUGCACCUUUCCAUGUAGGGCUCAUAUUUAUAACAAUGUGUAAUGACUGUAGCAAAAGUCCUUGUUUCUAUAUGUGAAUGGACAGAGAAACAAGUGCUCUAUUGUAUUGAUUAAAAUAGUUAAAAAUGAGUCCUGUAUCAUUGUAUCUCCUAUUCUGGAUUAGUGCCUUUUGGACAGUAGACUGUUCUGUAAUUAAAAUGUAGUAUAACUGCUUUUUUGUACAGUUUUGUUUUAAUAAAACUUUUUUUUAAUUUGUGUUUAUUUUAGUAUUGUACCUAUUAGAAAAUAAAAAUGUAUAA
Cuculus canorus (common cuckoo) is the source of this 18428-nucleotide messenger RNA. RefSeq names its product homeobox containing 1 (gene HMBOX1). The transcript has 12 exons. Gene Ontology annotation, cellular component: nucleus. The record is from RefSeq and is a predicted model, not a curated record. Gene Ontology annotation, biological process: positive regulation of DNA-templated transcription. Bases 498 to 1895 code for a protein of 465 amino acids. NCBI's taxonomy places the organism in Eukaryota, Metazoa, Chordata, Aves, Cuculiformes, Cuculidae. Gene Ontology annotation, molecular function: double-stranded telomeric DNA binding.